This is a messenger RNA of Saprolegnia parasitica CBS 223.65, 426 nucleotides long. RefSeq lists its product as hypothetical. The coding region runs from base 16 to 363 and encodes 115 amino acids. Lineage: Eukaryota; Oomycota; Saprolegniomycetes; Saprolegniales; Saprolegniaceae. The transcript has a single exon. The record is from RefSeq and is a predicted model, not a curated record.
CAUCAAACGACGACCAUGGCGAUCUUCCUCGGCUCCAAGUCCUCCACGACCGCCAAGAAGAACGAGAAGAAGACGUUGAAGGGCUGGUGGCGCAAGCUCGUGGCCAAGACGGAGCGCCCGACACGGUUCCCCGUCGUGCCAUUGCCGGCCAAGUACGCCAACGAGUCCAAGCAGACAACGGUCGUCGGUGGCAAGCCCGUGCCGUUCUUGCCGCAGCAAGUCGCGUCCAUGAAGGCGCGGGUCUCGGUCGACGAGCUUGGGCCGAUUGACGAGCUGAAAGAAGGCGUGCAGCCCAAGAAGGUCGUGCAGGACCCGACGAUUGUCUCGACCAACAUGGUCUUGAUGAUGUCGUCGGCCAUGUGAUCAGCUGCAAGUAAGCGUACUAGUGAUAGUUAAGUUAUUCAAUACUGAUAGUCGAGUGUUCUC